GCGUGGCCAGUUCGUAAGAUUCGUUUGCUGAAACUACCUACACAAGCUGAGUCAGUUACAAAACCACCUGCGACUACUGCAAGUAACAAGACUACUGCAAGUAACAUGACGACUAAUACCAAUGGUAAUGCAAAAUAGAAGUGCAUCAUGUUCGAAUGUAACAACUCUGGACGGAUUGUCGCUGAAGGCCGUGUAUGUUCAACUGAUCCAGAAGAUCGUGUUCAUUUUUUUCCCACUAGGUCCAAACAGUAGCAAGGUCUGGUUGAAGUUUUGAAGAUUAGUGAUGCAGGAGUGUGGAGACCAAAUUCAGAUGUUCAGUUCAUUUUGGAUGCAGUUUGCACCACAGUCGCUUUUCCUAAUGAUAAAAUCAAACUUGUCUAAGAAAUUUUAUUUUCUCGUCUAUUGAUCUAAGACAUUUUUCAUCAUUUUUCAAUGAAUUUUCUCGGCUCUUUAACUUUGUGUUGGUCUGUAAUAUUUCAACGGGUAUGUGUAUACUCUAUGACUAGUUGCAGGUUCUUUUAAUUUAAAGUUUUAGAAAUUAUUAAAAUAUUUCAAAUAAAUACAUCUAAUUCGAAAAAACCUAAUAAUAAAAAUUAACAAAACCACAAAAUAUUAACCAAAAUAAUUGAAGGUUUAGAGUUUAAGGAUAGUUUAGGGUUUCAGGAUUAUUUAGGGCUUAGGGCAUAUUUAGAGUUUAUAUUUUUUUGGGGGUAUAAUUUAAUUUUACUUAAUUGUUUUUACUAAUUAUACAAAACAGAAUAGGGGUUUAGGAAAUAUUUAGGGUUUAGGGCUUAUUUAGGGAUUAAGGCUAAUUUAACGUUUAUUUAGGAUUAAAAAUCCAAUUUACUUAAUUUUGACUAAUUACACAGCCAUAGAAUGGUUUUUUGCAACCAUAAAUAAAUUUAAUACAUAUAUAUAAUUUUUUGAAUUUGUGGGUUCAUACUUAUUGGACAAUUACUUCUCUAGGUAUUCACGGUAAUCUAUCAUUAUAAGUUAGUUUUCUACAAAACUCAUAAUACAUGAAAAUAAAUUUUGUAAAUUAUUUAUAAAUCAUAAUUUGUAAAAGUAUAAAAAAUUUGUAUUAUUAAAUUAUUUUCAUAAUUAUUUUCAUAAUUUUAUACAUAUAAUAAAAAUUAAUUAAACUCACAAACGAUGAGAUCCAAUAACAAGAGUUUUCUCGGAUCGUUGAUGUGGCAAAUAUCUAGCCGUCGCUCAAAUAACUUCAAAAAGCUAUGUAAACCGUUAAUUAUUCUUCACUUUUCUCUCGCUUGUGCGAUUACCUUGAGGAUUGAUGAUGUGGCGUGAAUCACACCAUCUACAAUCAGUAGAACAACAAAUCCCAUCCGUUAACUCUUAUGUUAUUUUCUUUAUCAAUCCGCAAAAAUUAGAUUCGUCAUCAUUUUUAAAAUUCUCUCUCAGAUUAUAAAAUGUAAAGUAACUUUCAAUCUUGCCUCUCCGCCGGUAACCUGUGAACUCAACUCCAAAGAUUCAGAUCUCGAGAUUAUGUUAAAGACCUUGAAGAACCUGCUCAUAUAUAUAGAUUCUCCGUUUUAAUGGAUCUUCAAGAACUUGUAUUUGUUGUUUACUCCGCCAAAUUAUCAUGUAUCAAUGUAUACCACGAUGAAUUUGCAAUAUUUUAUUCAAUCCAAAAUUAAAUUAACUACUUCAAUUUUCAGUAUAUUUGUAUUUGUUCUUCACAAUUCAACUAAAAGAUAUUUGGAAUUUUUUUAAAAAAUAUAUGGAAUUAUGAAUUUUAUAAAAAAUUUGUCAAUAAUUACAAAAUAAUUCCAAAUUUCAAAUUUUUUUACAAAUUAUAAAAUAAAAAAAAAUUUAUAGAAAAAAACAAUUACAAAAUUCUGAAAACGGAAAAUUUCUGACUUGAUUUUGGAUAGAAAUGAAAUAACAUUUCCUCACCGUUACCCAAAACAAAUAAAAAUGCUAUAUUAAAUCUUUUUAUUUUGUCAUCAACUUUACAGACUCAUAUUGACUCUGUGAACCACCCUGGGAGAUCUUGAUCCAUGUAAACUACAAAAGACGUUUCCUUCCUAACAUUGCGGGCUAAGCUAUCCGCCUUCUUGUUAUGCGUUCUUGAUACAUAGAUAAUCUCUGCUCGGAAAAAACUCUCUUUCAGGCUGUUUAUAUUUUCCAAAUAACUUGCAAACGCUGGCCAUUCUUCUGGUUCUGAAACCAUCUUCACCAAUUGAGAACAAUCCGUUGCAAAAGUAACCUGAAAUUGUCGUAUAUUUUUCAUGCAUUCCAUUGCCCAUAGUAACGCUUCCAUCUCUGCAUGAAGAGGAGAGAGGGAAGCUCGGACAUUCUUCUAAGGUAUUGUACCAUCCUUGACCUGAAAAAAAUAUCAUUCUCUUUCCAGGAACCAUCCGUAAAACACCAUCUUCCUGGAAUUGACGGAAGAGUCGUAGCCUCUACCUGUGGAGUCCUCUUUUUGUCAUUCAAUAUUUGUGCUUCAGCCGAGAGUUUUGAUUUCGUUUAUGCCAGUUUAAGGGUAUCCAGAGGAUCCACAUCCAGAUUACUAAAGACUUUAUUAUUUCUUCCUUUCCAGAUGUACCACAAUAUCCAUGCAAACUGAUGAUCCUCCAUCUGUGGAAUAACUCUCCAAAAGAGAUGAUCCAUGUUCACAAAGAGAGAGCUUGUUGGGAACAUAGCUGGAUUUGUUGGAAUCUUUGAAAGAGCCCAUACCUGAAGUGCAGGAGGACAUUAAAAAAAAACAUGGUUGAUCGAUUCCUCCUCAACUCCACAUCUUACACAACAAAUAUCUCCGGGUAUCCCUCGCAUAUGCAAAUUCUUCUUAACUGCUAUGCACCAUGUCACCAAUUGCCAUAGAAAAUACUUAAUUUUCGGUGGACAUCGUAUUUUCCAACAAUAUGCCUUCAAAAUAUCCACCGUGGGUCCAAACACCAAUGGUGGUUUUUCCUUAUCUGGGUAUAUCCAUUCAACCUGAUAUCCAGAUUUAACCGUAUAUUUUCCAUUAUUUGUGAAAUACCAUCCUUCUUGAUCUGCUAUCCGAGUUCUACUCAGUGGUAUACUUUCUAUCAAUAUUUCACAUCUUGUGGGUCCACCAAAGCCCGGAGCGCCGGCGAAUUCCAUCUUCGCAAAUGAGGAUCAAUAAGAGAAUCCACUGUAAGGUCUGGGUAAAGAUUGUGUUGAUUUUUAUUAGCUGGUCUCGGGCGAGUGGUUGAGAGCCAAUGAUCAUUCCAUACGGAUAUAGAGGAUCAUGUUCCCACCCUUUUGAUUAGUCCUUUGCUUACAAGAGAUCUAGCAGAUACAAUACUCCGCCAGCCAUAUGACGGAGAAUAUGAACGAAUCAGAUCUAGGAGUGAUGCAUUCCUGUAAUACCAACCUUUAAAAACUCAAGAAAAUAAAGUAUUUGGCUUCUCUAUCAGCCGCCAUAAUUGUUUACCAAGCAUCGCUGUGUUGAAAUCAGUGAUAUCUUUAAACCCUAAACCUCCAUCGUCCUUACUAAUAUAUACUUGAUCCCAUGAUUUCCAAUGCAUUCCUCUUGUGUUGGAGAGGAAUUUAACAUUCUCACACAAGGCCCAUCGGUUAAUGAGAUUCAGACCAACUUUAUCAGGAGACUAACCGGGAUCUAACAUGACGAUCAGUGUUAGAAUCCAAGCUAAUUAAUUGGGCCUCGCGAUCGAGUGGAUCAGUCUUGGCCCAUCAGGCCAUCGCUCGGUCGACUCAGCCUCACGAUCAAAUGACCGACUGGAUCAGUAUCGGCCCAUCAAGCCAUCGCUCGGCUGGAAAACCCAUUAAACAUCAAAUUAAGCCCAAACUGCCAGGGCGAACGAGUGAGAGACAUGUAAAGCCUAUAAAAGGAGAACGAAUGGGAAGAAGAAGGGGAUCCGCAAAUAGACACUAAGAGAUUGACGGCAAGAUCUAGGGUUUACGAUCAAUCGCCUUGCUUAGUGUUUCUGUCGGAGUCUUUCAACAAAGCUCCGACCUUUUCCUUCUUUCCCUAAUCUCUUUGUAACCUCGACAGUUUACCUCAAAUUUUGAAUAGAACGUCUUUGUAAGACCCACAGAAACCGAGUUCAUUUUACUAUCAUUCGACCUACCAAACUCGUACUCAACAUUUGGUGCCCACCGUGGGGCCUUACAGAGUAACGUUCACAAACUCAGUAUGAGUCCCGACGACACACCCGCUGACGGUAGCCAACCGUCGGCCUCUGUUACGCCGGCUCCCGACGCUCCUCUCGCACUGAACCAAUCCAUCCCAGAGAUGCUGCAGGCCAUCAUGGCACGUUUCAUCCAACAAGAAGAAACCAACAAAGCUACGAGCGACCGUCUGGCCGCACUCGCCGCAGCUCUCGGAACCCUAGAUGGCGAAAACGACAGAGCGGAAACGGCAAGAAGAAGGUUAUUCGCAACCACAAACCCUAACCUUGGAGUCGAACAACCAACAUACGAAGCAAACCCUACGAACGGUGAGGUUGCACAAACGACUGACGGCUCGGAUUCUCUAACUAGCCGCCAGAUCGCAAAUCUGCAACUCUCACUGCGGGACAUCCACUCCAAGAUACAUCAUGUCAAGGCAUCCACACCUGAGAUCGAACGCGUUCUCGCCACCACCCGGCGAAACCCUUUCACCCAGCGGAUAACCAGAGUCAAGAUCAAGAAGACGGAGAAACUCCGUAUCCCUCCAUACAAGAGAGAUUCGGAUCCGACCGAUCACAUGACCGCUUUCAAUAUCGCUAUGGGUCAGAAUCACUUUUCUGACGAAGAAAGAGACGCAGGCCUCUGCCAACUUUUCGUCGAGAGCCUCUCCGGACCGGCCCUAAGUUGGUUUUCACAUUUGAGAGAAGGUUCGAUCGAUAGCUUCGACGACCUGUCCGCCUCGUUCCUCAAAAACUACAUCAUGUGGUCCCGUCAAGGAACUUCCAUGGCCGACCUAUGGAAGUUGUCACAAUCGCAAAACGAGAGUCUGAAGGAUUUUAUGGAAAAAUUCAAGCAAGUACUAUCAACGGUGCCUACCCCUGACCGCACUACCGUCAAAGCUUUAACCAAUGCCCUUUGGAUCAACUCCAAGUUUCGCGAUUACCUGGGGAUUAACCCAACCAUAACCAUCGAAGACGCUCUGCAUGAUUCGAAGAACUUUAUCAAGAUGGACGAAGACAGGAGAGCUUACAACGCCAAGCAGCAGGCUUUAAAGCCAACGGCAUCAAAGACAUCGAACGCCCAAGAGCCACGACAGCACGUCCCUUACCAAAAGAAAGGACCUGUCUAUGCCAUCUCCGAAGAUGAUCAAUCUGGCAUAGUCGCCGCGGUACGUGAACCAGGGUGGAACGUAUGGGAACGCGAUACUGAAGUAAAAACGCAGCAGUCCCGGAAACCUGCGCCCGCCAACUCUAAGAGCUCAUACGACCAAAACAAGUUCUGCAAGUACCAUGAUAUGAGAGGUCAUGAAGCCAAAGAAUGCAGACACCUCUACGAGGCAUGGCUCGCCUCCACCAGCGACGGUCGCACCGAGGUCGAACCACCAAAACCAAAAGCGACCAAAAACAGUAAAAGUUGGAGCAAGAAGGACAAGAAGAAAAAAUCCAACGAAAAGAAAGAAGAGGAUUCCCCUCCGACAGAUGAUGGCGACCAGUCGCAUCAUGACAAGGAGUCGACCUCCGACGAAGAAAAACCAAAAGCUCGGCGAAAGAUAUUUACGAUCCGAGCCACGACAUCCACCAUGGCAACGCCGGAGGACGAUCUACGUCACUCACUCAACCGAAAAGCGGGAAAGACGGUCGAAAACCUCACUCUCACCAAUACCUCGGUGCGAACGGAAGGAAGUAGCAGCACGCUUAUGGAAGUCGAUGGCGCACCACCUAGGAUCAGUCGUUCCAUAAGAAAACUCAAUGUUUCAGACGCUCGACACAUUCUAGACGCAAAGAGAAAAGAUCCACUCCAUCGGCAAGACGAACUUAAACAGGAACUGUCGUCAAACAAUCAAUCCGAUUGCACCGAGACGACUGAUCUUCGAGUUAAGCUUAACUCAAAGAUCCCGGAUCUCCGCGAAAAACUGAAACGAUGCAAGAUCGACCGCCCCAAAGUGGAGCCAGAGCCAAUCGUUCCAUAUCAACGCAAGACUCAAGACCUGCGUACACAUCUCAAUUCACGUAGGGCUGAACGAACGGUACAAUCUGAGGAAGAGCAUCAAGAGCAGUUUCAGCACUUGAACGUGAUCAUGGGAUGAUCCCCUCCUGGCAACGAUUCUGUCAGAUCUGUGAAAGCUUUCCGACGGAAGGCAAUC
Messenger RNA from Brassica rapa (field mustard), 6259 nucleotides. RefSeq lists its product as uncharacterized. Lineage: Eukaryota; Viridiplantae; Streptophyta; Magnoliopsida; Brassicales; Brassicaceae. The record is from RefSeq and is a predicted model, not a curated record.